AUGACAACCCCUCCCCCACUUCACCCCUCUUCCUCAACAUCCACACCCUCCUCUUCAUCUUUCGUCUUCCCACUCGACUACGCCUUCCCCCCCUUCUUCACCCGUCAAACAAACCUCACCACUCGCCACGCCCAGCUCACCAAAUGGGCCGCUCUCGUUCUCUCUUAUUGCCACCACUACCGGCUCUUCAAGAUUUCUCUCUCAGGCAAUCCCAUCACAGCCACAUCCAAUCCCGGAACCACCACCAACACCACCAACCAAACAACCUCAGCCUCAGCCAGCGGCGGCGAACGCGACACAACAGAACUCUUCUACAACCGCACCCUCAAUCGCCGGCUCAGUCCCGCCGACAUCCGCGACGUCAUCGCCUUCCUGCGCAAAGACGGACGGGCCGAGUACCUGUUAUCCCCCACGGGCGGUAGCGGGGUUGACGGUGAUGUCGGCGGCUGGGGCGGCGGCGGCGAAGGUGCGGGGCCAGAAGGGGGGGACAUUGUCUGGGUGUAUUGGCGGACACCGGAGGAGUGGGCGUCGUUGGUGGAGGGGUGGGUGGACUCGACGGGGCAGAAGGGGGGUGUGUUGACGGUGUAUGAGUUGGUUGAGGGGGAUGGGACGAGAGGGACUGAGUUCCACGGGAUGGACCAGGACCUCCUACUCAAAGCCCUCAAUGUGUUGGUUAAGCGGGGGAAGGCACAAAUUUUUGGACAGGAAGACUCGUUAGGUGUUAAGUUCUUCUAA
Molecule: messenger RNA, 735 nt
Organism: Dichotomopilus funicola
Lineage: Eukaryota; Fungi; Ascomycota; Sordariomycetes; Sordariales; Chaetomiaceae
Product: ESCRT-II complex subunit-domain-containing protein
Exons: 2
Coding region: 1-735 (244 amino acids)
Biological process (GO): protein transport to vacuole involved in ubiquitin-dependent protein catabolic process via the multivesicular body sorting pathway
Cellular component (GO): ESCRT II complex
Molecular function (GO): structural molecule activity; protein homodimerization activity
Source: RefSeq, a predicted model, not a curated record